AUGGAUGGGGGAACUUCAGGAAAUGAUUCAUCUGUGACCACUUUUGUCCUGCUGGGCCUAACGGAGACUCCAGUUCUACAGCCCAUUGUCUUCAUUAUCUUUCUUCUUGCUUAUUUAGCUACUGUCGGUGGCAAUUUCAGCAUCCUAGCUGCCAUCCUCAUAGAACCCAAACUCCACACCCCCAUGUACUUCUUCCUGGGAAAUUUGUCCCUGUUAGAUGUUGCAUGCAUCAGUGUCACUGUCCCUGCCAUGUUGAAGCAUCUCAUAUCCAAUGACAGAAACAUUUCCUAUAGGGCUUGCCUCUCACAGCUCUUUUUCUUCCACCUCUUGGCUGGGGCAGACUGCUUCUUGCUGACCGUCAUGGCCUAUGACCGCUAUCUGGCCAUCUGCCAACCCCUUACCUACAGCACCCGCAUGAGCCAAAGAAUCCAGCAAGCCCUGACAGCCAUGUCAUGUGUCUUUUCCUUCACCAAUGCACUGACCCAAACUGUUGCUGUGUCUACUCUUAAAUUCUGUGGCCCCAACGUGAUCAAUCACUUCUACUGUGACCUCCCACAGCUCUUCCAGCUCUCCUGCUCCAGCACCCAACUCAACGAGCAGUUGCUCUUUGUAGCAGCAGUCUUCAUGGGCGUGGCCCCCUUGAUCCUCAUCACUGUGUCCUAUGCUCAUGUGGCAGCUGCAGUUCUACGAAUCCGCUCUGCUGAGGGCAGGAAGAAGGCCUUCUCCACAUGUAGCUCCCACCUCACUGUGGUGGGCAUCUUCUAUGGGACAGGUGUCUUCAGCUACAUGAGGCUGGGUUCAGGGGAUUCUUCAGACAAGGACAAGGGAAUUGGCAUCCUCAACACUGUCAUCAGCCCUAUGCUGAACCCACUCAUCUACAGCCUUAGAAACCCUGAUGUGCAGGGUGCCCUGAGACGUGUGUUCAUGGGGAAGCAGACCUGUAUGUGA
Molecule: messenger RNA, 948 nt
Organism: Tupaia belangeri chinensis (Chinese tree shrew)
Lineage: Eukaryota; Metazoa; Chordata; Mammalia; Scandentia; Tupaiidae
Product: putative olfactory receptor 3A4
Exons: 1
Coding region: 1-948 (315 amino acids)
Biological process (GO): G protein-coupled receptor signaling pathway
Cellular component (GO): membrane
Molecular function (GO): olfactory receptor activity; G protein-coupled receptor activity
Source: RefSeq, a predicted model, not a curated record